Molecule: messenger RNA, 3686 nt
Organism: Vicia villosa (hairy vetch)
Lineage: Eukaryota; Viridiplantae; Streptophyta; Magnoliopsida; Fabales; Fabaceae
Product: protein ENHANCED DISEASE RESISTANCE 4-like
Exons: 4
Coding region: 693-3473 (926 amino acids)
Biological process (GO): regulation of defense response to fungus
Source: RefSeq, a predicted model, not a curated record
UGAAACCGUUGUUUGUACACUUGUUUCUUUGUUCCUUCAAUUCCACCACUUUAUUACCCUUUUCCCAUUACCUCCUAAAACCAAACAGAGAAAAAAAACACAAAGAUAUACUCGAUUAAGAUAGAGAAGAGGACAGUGGAACAUGAGAAUGAGAUAGAUAGAAUUGAUGUUGAAGAAAGAAACACAAGAUCUAUUUUCUUAUUGUUUGUCAGAGUUGACCAAAACCACUUCGUACAUAAAAACAAACAAGAAAGUACUAUGAAGAUGUGUCUGUCCCUCUCUUCUUAACCUUUGUUUGCGGCCAAGAAAAGAAAAGAUUUCUCAUUUUGUUUCAACUCCACUUUCUCUCACCAGGUUCCUUAAUUCUCUUCUCUCUCUUUCUCUCUCCUUCUUAUCAGAUCUUACAUGUGAAUUAAGGUGUUGUGACAGUGAUUACGGUCGUGGCAGUGUGAAUUAAUCUUAAUCACAGUUUAUUCUUUAUUAUAAAAACGGUGAAUAACUUUAUGUGCAUCGGCAUCUUCCAAUACCGUUUUGUCGCGAUUGUUUUCGUGGCAGUGAAAGCUUGGGAGAGCUUUUGUUUCUUUUUCUUUUCGAGAUAGGAGAUUUUAUGGAUGAAAUAGGAAUUUCGGUUUGAGAUCUUUCGGGCAAAGUCCAGUCUUUGAACUACCAAUAGUUGCAAAACUGGGGUAAGAAUGUCUACUGAGUCAGUUCCCAAACCUCGAUUCGUAUUGUGUCCUAAAUGCUGGCAGCUUCUUCAAGAGGCUCCGAAUUUGGAUUUGUACAAGUGUGGUGGGUGUGGCACGACUCUUCAAGCUAAGAAAAGAAAAAGUAAAGCUGCGAACUCAGAAUCCAGCUCAAAUGAGACUGAUGCAGCUCCUGGAAAUGCGUCGGAUCUUAGUCCUCGAGAGAAUGUUUUGAGGGAAAAAGCAACCAGCUGUUCCUCUGCGGAUUGUUCUUCUGAGCGAAAUGAAGGAAGGGAUCAAAUCGAAAAUGGCGAGUGCAAUGGAGAAAACCUGGUUACUACUCGAGAGAAUGGUUUAAGGGAAACAACUUUUUCUUUACCGGGAGAAUGUUCUUCGGAGGGAAAUACUGAAAGGGGUCAAAUUGAAAAUGGCGAUUACAAUGAAGAGCAACCAGUUAUCUCUCAGGAGAAUGGUUUGAGGGAAAAAGAAACUGGCCCUUCCUCAGGUGAAUGUUCAUCGGAUGGAAAUAGAGAAAGAGAUGGAAAUAGUGAAAGGGGUCAAAUUGAAAACGGUGAAUGUGAUGAAGAGCAGCUUGGACCGUUGAAUUUAUCAGAUGAAGAACCAGAAAACGCGAUGGAUAUCAAUAAGUUAUCAGAUAUCAGAAGGCGUGCAGUGUCCAACGAAGGUUGUUCGAAUGAGCUUCCACAAUGUGAUAUUGAGGCCCCAGCCGAAUCGAUGGCAGACAAUUCAGUAGAAAAGGUAAAUGAGACUAACUUAAAACUAGAAGAAGAGCAAAGUAAUGGAAGCAUGCCAUUAGAAGGAGCAGGAAAUCGGUUAGUUAGUGCAUUGGAAAGAGAAGAUGCAAGCGAUGAAAUAUCAGAUCUAGUAGAGGUGAAGUCUGAAGCAGACAUCAGUGAAAGUGAUUUAGAAGUGGCGGGAGAGUUCAAUAAUGGAAACUUGUCACAAGAAGGAGCAGACCAGAAGUCAAUUUUUAGAUCUGAUGGACAGUGUGUCAAUAAUGAGAAACUGGCUCUAGUUGGUGAAAGCCUAGCAAAAGAUGUUGACGAGACCGAUAAGGAAGACUCGAAAGAAUUACAAAGAACAGAAGUGGACACUGGUGGAAAUGCAUUUACAGCCAAAAAGUUGAGUACUGAGUACAUUGAGUCUGAAAAAAGAAGCAUUUUAUGUGUUUCUCCUCGAGAACUUAAAGUAGGUACAUCUGAUAAUCAUGCAUCUUCUCCUGAAAAUAUCCGCCAUAGCUUUGACCGUGUAAUGUCUGCAGAUACGUUUGACGAUACAGAAGUCAAUAAUCUCGGUUUGAAGAUUAGUGGUUCACCGGGAGAUUUGACUAAAUCUCCAACCACAAGAAGUUCUCAUGCUUAUGAUGGUAGUGUUUCUUCUAAUGACGGGACGAACGAGCGGUCCCUCGGUCAAAAUUUAUAUUCUUUUGAGGGAGGUUCCAGAAAGGGAAAAAGUGUUGUUGUUAAUAGCAUGGUAUAUGAAGACGUUCAAACGCAAUAUCAAAAUGAGGUGCUGGAGACGAUAAGACAUGAUCAUGCACAUCGGAUGAGAACAAAACAAGACGAGUUUCCGUUCAAAAUGCCUCUCCAUGGAAAUUUUUCCCAAUCUGGCUACGAAAGUGGUAGUCCAUCGAAUCAAAUAUACGACGAGCUCUACCUCAGUUCAAGCUAUGUUUCACCUGACUCUGUUGAGGACCCUGAUCAGGAGAAGAUGAAACUGUUGAGAAUGGUUUAUAAACUGCAGGAUCAGCUCAACAGAACCAGGGAAACAUAUGAAAGACCAUCCGUGGUAAGUCGUAAUUCUUCACUCCAAAGCCACGAUUUUAAUGAAGGAAGAUUUUAUCAUGGUUUAGAUUACCCUAGUGUGGAUGCAAAUUCAAGCUACAAUCAUGGGAUCAACAUGCACCAAAGGCGGCAUAACUUUUCAGGAAUACCGCCGGGCAAUGCACACUAUGUUGAUCAUCCUAGUUUCAAUUGCUAUCCUCAAGAACAGCAACGCUUCGGAAAUUUUCCUUCGCAUUUUCCUUACCAGCGUGAAGAUCUUUAUAGGCCCCAUCCGGCACAUAGCCGCGUCUUAUCUCAGCAUUCUUAUCCUUCAAGUCCACAACGGUUAAUGACCAGACAUGUACAUGGCCGUGAAACAAAAUCUUGUGAUCAGAGAUACAGGGCUCCCGAGAUGAACUAUACAAGGGAAAAACCAAACGUUACGAAGAGACAUUACAGGCCAGUAGCAGGUGGAGCGCCGUUUAUCACUUGUCUUAAAUGCUUAAAUCUUCUGCAACUUCCUGCAGAUUUUCUUCUCUUCAAAAGAGUAUGUCAUAAGCUCAAAUGUGGUGCAUGUCAAGAGGUGCUUAAAUUUUCUAUACAGAAUAGAACUCAUAUAGUUUCUUAUGCUCCAAACACUAUUGACCCUGUAUCAUAUUCCGAUGAUUAUGGCCGUUCUGUAAGUAAAAGCCACUCCUCAGAAGGAGAUCCUGUUUCUGUAGCACCAUUUCAUCACUCGCACAGUGGUGCACACGGUAAUCCAAGAGUCUCUCCCACUACCGUUGAAGCUAUAACCGGGAAUGAGAAGGAGAAAAGCAUCGAUUCAAGAGGACCUAGCACAAGUAAGACUACAUCCAUUAAGUCAUCAGAAAUAGAGGAACCACAGUCACAGCCAAAAGCUUCGGCACUUCAUCAACUCAUGGGUUAUUCCUCUCCAAGUCUAGUGAUAAGAGGUGAUUCGUCCUCUGCUGAAGGAAAAAAGGCCAUGCUCAGUGGAGAACAUUAAUCUCCAACAGAGCUGAAAAUUGAAUUUGUUGAAUCUAACUUGAAGCUGGGAAUGCAAGAAAAGAAUUCUUUAUUCAAAUUUGAGAUAUAGUGAUGAAGCAUCGCUACAAUGAUGUAUUUUUUUUUUUUUAACUAUAUGGUGUUUUGAACAAGGGUAAUAGGAGUGACUUCUUGCUCAUUAUAGAGUGUUUUGUUAUUCAACUUUCUUACUGUU